This is a messenger RNA of Clonostachys rhizophaga, 519 nucleotides long. The record is from the annotation of a GenBank genome assembly. NCBI's taxonomy places the organism in Eukaryota, Fungi, Ascomycota, Sordariomycetes, Hypocreales, Bionectriaceae.
AUGAAAGCCUACUUGUACGACAACUUGCCGGGCGACCAGCGCCUCGCCCACGACUCUGGACGCUCCGUCGAUGUCGAAACCUUGAAGAAGCUUGGAGUCCUGUACUUUCAUUUAGAUACCAUUGAGAAAGUCAACGAUCUCGCUACCGAACGAGGCUAUAAGAAUCGCGAUGAGAUCAAAGUCUCGCCCGAGACCAUGGGUGAAGCAUACGAAACCAAGGUCAAGUCGUUCUUCUCUGAGCACUUGCAUGAGGACGAGGAGAUUCGAUAUAUCCGAGGGGGGCAGGGUUACUUUGAUGUCCGUAGCCACGACGAUGAAUGGGUGCGAGUCCAGUUGGAGAAGGACGAUUUACUCAUUCUCCCAGCCGGAAUUUAUCACCGAUUCACUACGGACGAGUCCAAUUAUGUACACGCUCUUAGACUGUUCAAAGACGAACCCAAGUGGACGCCCCUCAACCGAUCCGGCGAAUUAGAUGCGAACCCACAUCGCAAGGAUUAUGUGAACAGUUACCUGUCAUAG